GCGUCGGCCGCAUCGACUGUCAGCUGGAACACGUUUCUGUCCCGGACCAACGUAUCCAGCCUGGCCAGCGCCGUGUUUUCUGAGCAGGAGAACCACCCUCUUCACGGCCUUGACGAUGUCAUUCGAGCAGUCACUGCCCUGGGCCUCCGUCGAUAUCGCUAUGAGGAAAUUGCCAGGGAAGAGAAGGUGGGCGAGGGGGAGACUUACAUCGUCGAGCGCUGUGUCGUGGCGAAUCAAGUCCUCGCCGUCAAGCACCUCAAGACAGACUCGGCAAUGGACGAUCAGACAUCUCACCGGAGGCUGCGGGCGGUGAUUCUGGAGCUCCAGGUAUUGAGACACCAACCCCUGCGGAACCACCCCAACUUUCCCUACGUCUUCGGAUACGGCUGGAAUAUGAACGACGAACAGGUUAUGCCGUACCUCCUCGUUCAAUACGCGCCAGAGGGAACAUUACGGCAAUAUAUAAAGUCUAUGGCAUCGCCAAUACCGCGACGGGAUUUGCAUAUUCUUGCCGGCGACGUGGCCUCGGCUCUCUGUGCUCUUCACAAGUGCGGUAUUGUCCACGGCGAUGUCAAGCUCGAUAACGUACUUGUGGUUCACUCCUGGGAUCGUCCUGCUCAGGCUCUUGCAAAACUCACUGAUUUUGGCCAUGCGCUGAUUAUAAACGACAAGUUCAACAAGCAAGGCGGCAUAAUGAGAUAUAGGGGGACG
Molecule: messenger RNA, 711 nt
Organism: Trichoderma citrinoviride
Lineage: Eukaryota; Fungi; Ascomycota; Sordariomycetes; Hypocreales; Hypocreaceae
Product: kinase-like protein
Exons: 1
Biological process (GO): peptidyl-serine phosphorylation; peptidyl-threonine phosphorylation
Molecular function (GO): protein serine/threonine kinase activity; ATP binding
Source: RefSeq, a predicted model, not a curated record